Molecule: messenger RNA, 1194 nt
Organism: Adineta ricciae
Lineage: Eukaryota; Metazoa; Rotifera; Eurotatoria; Adinetida; Adinetidae
Source: the annotation of a GenBank genome assembly
AUGACAUCACCAUUUUUAGUCAAUAUUUCAAAAGCAGAUCGGCAGCUGAAGAAGGUGAACGAUUUCACCAAAGGAAUUUUUAUGGAUAAUUCGAUUUCAACAAUCACUCGAUUAGAUUCACUUGGGAAAACAAUUCUAGAAGCCGAAUUGGAUAUUUGUCAGUAUAUUCAAUUUGAUUAUAUCGUUCUUUGGAAUUCAUCGGCCGAAAUAUGUAAAGAUAUAAAGUGUGCAAUGCCUACAAAUGGUUCAUCGCCAUCAUCGAUAUUUGAAAAUGCCAACGCUAAAGAAGCAUUCAAUCAAUCGGAUGUGAUUGUUUUCGUAACUGAUGGAGAAAUUGGUAAUGCAAGUGUUGCACAGUUCGCAACAAAGUCGAACGAUCCAUCGGCAGUUGAUAUUUCUGUCAUUGCUCCAUUGAUGAUCGAUCCCAAUGUUUUAUGUCUCUUCUACGACGGUAAAACAUUCUAUGUUCUUUCGUCACGUGGUUAUAUCAGUAAUAUAUAUAAAUCACCGGAUAAUUUCACAGAUUACGCAAGUCUAACGACAGUUGACCUCGAUGAAUUGUUUCAUCAUAUUCAAAUCUAUGGAUACGCGAACAUUCCCCAUGGUUGUAUUAAAAUUCAUGAAAACGAACAAGAAAUCGUUGCUUUCAAUUUCGAUGAAUUCAUUAGUGUAAAAGAUGUGCAUUUUUCAAUGAAAAUUGACGAAGAAGAAUGGAAAACAUUGAUUCAAUAUGGAAAGAUUCGUAAUAAGUUGUCCGAACUCCGAUAUUCAGUCACUCAAAUGAAACUGGAAGCGAUCCGAUUAGAAAUGCACAAGAUCAAAAGCGACCAUGAUUUUAAAUACACCAAACAACGGGAUGAAAUCAUCGAAAAUAUUCUUCUUCUCCAAUCAACCGAGCAAUCAGAAACGGAAGAUGAACUUGCCAGACUUCGCCAACAACUACGAACGGUCACUGAUCAAGCGAAACUCGAAGAAUUAAAGUACACCGAAUAUUUGAAUUCAAACUUAAACCGAACACGACAAUUUUGGAAUAAUAUUCUAAGUCUAAUUCAUCAGCAAGAGAUCGGUUCAUAUUCAAUCCAUGAUUUUCAUUUUACUUCCAAUCGAGCGCGACGAGCAAAACUAAUCGAUACUGAUCAUCUCGAUGACUAUAUAUCAUUGAAUUUAUNAUUUCAAAAGCAGAUCGGCAGCUGA